This is a messenger RNA of Camelina sativa (false flax), 1113 nucleotides long. The record is from RefSeq and is a predicted model, not a curated record. Lineage: Eukaryota; Viridiplantae; Streptophyta; Magnoliopsida; Brassicales; Brassicaceae.
AUGAUCUCCCAAGAAGACGUACCCCAUAGUGCAAACCAAUCUCCGUCAUUUUCAUCACUACCACACGAAAUCGUUGUGAGUUGCUUAGCCCACGUCUCCGGAUCGUACUACCCAAUACUCUGCCUCGUAUCAAAGCAAUUCCGCUCAAUCAUCUUAUCAGACGAGCUCUACAAGGCAAGAUCUCAGCUUGGGACUAAAGAAACCCGCCUCUUCGUAUUGCUAAAAUUGCCAACUCGUUCUGAUCCUUGUUGGUUCACUCUUUGGAUAAAACCUAAUCAAACCCUAACCAACAAUAGCCCGCGGAUCAAGAAAAAGCCUACUGGAAAUUUACUGGUGCCGUUGCCUUCAUCGUACAAUUAUCAAGCACCAAUACCCUGUAUGACUGUUGGUUCAGAAACCUACAUAAUUGGUGGAUACGAUGCUCCUUCCUCCUCUGUGUGGGUAUAUAGAAAUAGGAGUCUUCACACCCUGCGUAAAGCCCCUAGCAUGUCCAUGGCCCGGAACAACGCAGUGGUUGCUGGCAUUUAUCCUAAAAUAUAUGUAAUGGGAGGGUGUGCGUCAGAUGAAUCCAUGAAUUGGGCGGAAGUUUUCGACAUAAAGACUCAAACAUGGGAACCUUUGCCAGACCCUGGUCCAGAGGCCCGUGGACAUUGGGUUAGGAAAAUCCAAAUUCAUCAGAAAAAGAUUUACCUUUGUAGCGAGAAGAAGUAUUAUAUUUAUGAUACUCAAGAAGGUAGAUGGGACGUUGAAGAUAAAGUACUCUUAAAUUACAGUGUGUGUCUGAUUGAUAAAGUACGUUAUAUUUAUCAUAACAAAAAGUGCUGGUGGUUGGACACGAAGUCUAAAUACUGGAGAAUGAUUAGAGGUGUGGAUUUUUUAAAUAAGUUCGGUGAAACAGAUAGGGUUGAAAUAGUUAACUUUGCUGGGAAACUCGUAAUGGUAUGGGACAGAUUUACGCUUUCUAAACGAAACAAGAAAAUUUGGUUUGCGAUGAUUGCUCUUGAAAAGUGUCGUGGAGGUGACGAAGUCUGGGGCAAGAUUGAAUGGGUUGAUGAUGUGCUUAUGGUCCCUUUAUCAUAUACCUUCUUGGAUUGUAUGGCGGUAUCGAUAUAA